AUGGUCUCGAACACAUAUAAUAUCGCUGAGGACCAGCAGUGGGUUGCCCCCAAAAGUUAUGCGUCCGCUUGCGGCGCGCAAAUCGUCCCGGCGCCGACGGUCGCACCGGCCGCCGCAGGAAUACCCACUGUCCAAGAAGGCUCACUUGCUGGAUCCGAGAAACAGGCAGAGGACAUUCCCCACGUAGAUGUUGAACUGGUGCCUGGCCGGAGGUGA
Molecule: messenger RNA, 216 nt
Organism: Besnoitia besnoiti
Lineage: Eukaryota; Apicomplexa; Conoidasida; Eucoccidiorida; Sarcocystidae
Exons: 2
Coding region: 1-216 (71 amino acids)
Source: RefSeq, a predicted model, not a curated record